Trametes versicolor FP-101664 SS1 is the source of this 222-nucleotide messenger RNA. RefSeq lists its product as uncharacterized. The transcript has a single exon. The record is from RefSeq and is a predicted model, not a curated record. The coding region runs from base 1 to 222 and encodes 73 amino acids. NCBI's taxonomy places the organism in Eukaryota, Fungi, Basidiomycota, Agaricomycetes, Polyporales, Polyporaceae.
AUGUUCUGUCAUCUGGUACCGUACUUUCACAUCAUGAUGCACUUCUGGUGGUGGGUGCUUUGUCUGGGGCCUGUCUAUGCCUGGUGGUGUUAUGCCUACGAGCGCAACAACGGAUUCCUCUCGCGGCUUCGCCACAACGGUCACACAGGCGGCGAACUGGAAGGUACCAUGAUGCGGGGCUGGACCAAAGUAACACUGCUUUACGAGCUUGUGAGUGCCUAG